AUGCACCAACACUCGUGCAAAGCGCAUCAACAACUUCAAUUAACUAACGAUGAGGGAUCGCCGUCCAAGCAUCAACCUCGAUGUCGCCACCACCUUUGCCAUCGUCGGAUGCUCAACAACCACCGGCGACAACAAGCCACCAGACGCUACAAAAUGUCGGAGACGCUGGAACGCCUUUCCUUAGAAUCAGACUUCCACGAAGCCCAGCUCAAUGGCUUGAGGCCAACGCUUAUUUUCAACUUCACCAACAAUCGACACUACCAAAUCUCACCAGUUUGCAAUCGGUUUCCAAACCCUGACCUACCUACAACUACUUUGCCCCAACUUCGGCACCAUCAACAAUAA
Molecule: messenger RNA, 345 nt
Organism: Helobdella robusta
Lineage: Eukaryota; Metazoa; Annelida; Clitellata; Rhynchobdellida; Glossiphoniidae
Exons: 1
Coding region: 1-345 (114 amino acids)
Source: RefSeq, a predicted model, not a curated record